This is a messenger RNA of Penicillium coprophilum, 834 nucleotides long. Its product is annotated as acetate uptake transporter family protein. Gene Ontology annotation, cellular component: plasma membrane. The transcript has 3 exons. Lineage: Eukaryota; Fungi; Ascomycota; Eurotiomycetes; Eurotiales; Aspergillaceae. Bases 1 to 834 code for a protein of 277 amino acids. Gene Ontology annotation, molecular function: acetate transmembrane transporter activity. The record is from RefSeq and is a predicted model, not a curated record.
AUGUCCCACGAAGGAAUCAACGUCAAAGACACAAACAACUAUUCCCCCCCAAGCACAGAAGACUACGAAGCAACCCACUUCGGCCCCCUAGCUCACGUCAACACAACCUCAAGCCGAUACCCUGCCUUCGGAGGUGACCUCCAGCCAGGUCUAUACCGCAUACCAAAAGACCGCAAGCUCGCCAACCCAGCACCGCUAGGCCUCUGUGCAUUUGCAUUGACCACCUUUAUACUGGGAUGUAUCAAUAUGAAUGUCAAGGGCCUUACCGUACCUCAUAUCGUGGUCGGGCCUGCUUUGGCAUAUGGUGGAUUGGUGCAGCUGUUAGCUGGGAUGUGGGAAAUGGCUAUUGGCAAUACCUUCGGUGCGACCGUGCUCUCAUCUUACGGCGGUUUCUGGAUCUCCCUGGCUAUCACUUUUAUCCCUGGUGGAUUUAAUAUCAUCGGGGCUCUUGAAGAAGCGGAUCAUGGGUCUCAUGCUAUGUUCUAUCAUUCAUUUGCGUUGUAUCUCUUCGGCUGGUUUAUCUUCACAACACUGGUCACGAUGCUUACCCUCAAAUCCACCGUUGCCUUCUUCUCCCUGUUUUUCUUCGUCGACCUUGCUCUUCUAUUGCUCUCCCUUGGGUAUCUUUUCAAUGUGGAUGGAGUGCCCAAUGGAAAAUUGAUACAGGCUGGUGGGCUUUUUGCUUUGCUUGGUGCUUUCUUGGCUUGGUAUAAUGCCUUUGCGGGUAUGGCUGAUAGCAGUAACAGCUUCUUUUUACCUCCUGUUAUUCAUUUCCCCUGGUCUGAGAAGAGACGGUCUGCUAGACGGAACUCCGCUGGAGAGAGUGAAGCUUGA